Molecule: messenger RNA, 198 nt
Organism: Iphiclides podalirius (scarce swallowtail)
Lineage: Eukaryota; Metazoa; Arthropoda; Insecta; Lepidoptera; Papilionidae
Source: the annotation of a GenBank genome assembly
AUGGCGCCUCCGAGCAAUAGGUCCUUCGGAGCGGAGCGGACGACGCGCCAGGAGCAGAGGACUCAUGGCCGUAACGCGUUACGCGACCACGUCCGCACAUUCCUGCGCCCGACGAGGCGACGACUCUGUUUGCGCAACUGCGCCGCGUACACAGGUGGCGAGAUAAUCGUUAACCGUAACGUACUAUUGCGUACUAGU